Messenger RNA from Botrytis porri, 960 nucleotides. RefSeq lists its product as uncharacterized. NCBI's taxonomy places the organism in Eukaryota, Fungi, Ascomycota, Leotiomycetes, Helotiales, Sclerotiniaceae. The record is from RefSeq and is a predicted model, not a curated record. Bases 1 to 960 code for a protein of 319 amino acids. The transcript has 2 exons.
AUGGAGGAUUCUUUUGGUCAGCCGGCAUGGUCAUGUUCCCUCAAUUUUCUUUGUCCAGGUGAAGAUGAUUUUGCAAUGACACAAUAUUUAGUUCCCAAGACCGAUCAUGAUGUGAUGAAUGAUUUACCGACCUUCCUAAACCAUGUUUAUGAAAUUACUCCUAGAACAUUUAAAUGGCUAAUUCAAUCUACUGAGAAUCCCAUUUGGGAACGUAGUCACCGCGAACGGGCACUUUUAGUGCUAGCAAUCUCCAAAUGCAGACUAAGGCACAUGAAAGAACUCGUAUGGUUGACCCUUGACAACAUGGAUUUGGAAACUUGCGUCCAAAACUUAGAGAAAGCGGAUUUCUUCAAAUUGUCGAAAAGAAUUAUAUACUGCUUGGGUUUAAUAAUCGCAAGAAAUCGGUGGGGUGGUGACAACAGGAGUCUCAUGGCGCCAUAUGGCGAUUGUUUAAAGGGUCAUUUAAGUCUCAUACAUGGUCUUUUCCUUGUUGGUUCAAAAUGCCACAACUUAAAAGACAUAUAUAAAAACAACCAUCAUAGUUUUCUUCGCAAACUAUUGAUGGGGGUCUUUGAAGCUAUUAUGGGUGGUUUGCCAGAUAGAGAGAGUGAAGGUUUUGAUCAACUUGAAAACUUAUUCAAGAAUUCGAUCGACAUAUGGCUCGAUCAAAUCAUAUCAGCGGGGAUCGAUUUAAUCGAAUAUGGUCAGUGGGAGAAGAAGAUACAGGAUGUCGACCGUUUUAGUGGGACCAUCUUGUUCAGGAGUGAAAGCUCCUCUUCUAUAUGGAAUCACCAUGUCGUGAGCUUGUUGAAUUUUACAUAUGGGCCAAACAAAAUCGAUUGGCAGUUCUGGUUUAAUUUUGAGCCCAAAUUUAUAUAUGAUGGCUGCAUCAAGGAGUUCUGGGAUAUAGUCGAAAAUCCGGAAAGACAGAUACCAGGUGCUUGGAAUUUUGACGCCUAG